Carassius auratus (goldfish) is the source of this 3956-nucleotide messenger RNA. RefSeq names its product mediator of RNA polymerase II transcription subunit 15-like. The coding region runs from base 26 to 3760 and encodes 1244 amino acids. The record is from RefSeq and is a predicted model, not a curated record. The transcript is spliced from 3 exons. NCBI's taxonomy places the organism in Eukaryota, Metazoa, Chordata, Actinopteri, Cypriniformes, Cyprinidae.
UGUGAAAAGAUUCUUAUUUUAGUUGAUGUGCUCAGGGUAUUUGAUUGUAGAUUUUCAUAUGGAUUCUACUGUUAUGAGAUUUUUAAGUUUGUCUUUGGUGGUAUUUUUAAGCCUUGGUGUUCAUGACAGCAUUGGAAUUGUUGAUGACUAUAGUUCUGUCAGCAAUGGAGGAAACCCUGAUAUCCCAAAAGAUGGUCGACCCAUGCAGGAUGAUGUUAAACCAAGAAGUGUUUAUACAUGGUAUGGCCCAGGAGAUGUUUCUGGACCAAUCAGGCCUCGGCGUUCUAGGAAUAUAAUUUAUCGUGCUGCAGUUAAGGGAGGCUAUGGUUCUGAAAGCUACAAUUCUCAGACUGGCUCUUCAGGUGGUCCCGUGACAAGUGGAAGUUCUGGUUUAGACCAUAGUAGCCAGCUUCAGGGCUUUCAAUUUGCUUCAGUUGGAAGUAGUCUUGUGAGUAGUGCAGCAGGUAUGGGCAUGUCAGGGUAUGGUUUAAGUCGGUCAGUUAAUCUUCAAGGCUCUGAUGCUAUUGUUGCUUCCAUGGUCUUGAUGCCAUUGCAGCGACGUAGUGAUUCUGUUUUUAAGCCAGAGCAGCUAACUCCCCAAGUUCCUCUGCAGCCCAGCAAUGACUCUGUGGCAGAGCCUGGCAGUCAACCGCUAGUGCAGACAAUCUCCCAGUCCAAUGGUCCGCAACCAGCACAAGCCAGCUCUGGAUCCAUGGCCCAGUCUAGCACCCUGCAGUUAACCCAAACCAGUGGCCAACAAAUGGCACAGGCCAGCUCCCAUUCUGCAAGGCAGUCAAAUAGAUUACCCCUUAAGCCUCAGAAAGCUAGAGUUUGGCUAACUAGUUCUAAGCUUUUUUCAGGUUCCAAGCCAGUUCAGGAUCCAAGCUUUGGCCAAUACUGUGGCCAGAAACCAGUACAAACUAGCUUUAAACCGGUAGUUCAACCAAGCAGCCAACAACGAGCACAGAUCAUCCAGACUAGCCGUGAACAACUGGCACAAACCAGCUUUCAGUCUGUGGCCCAAGCCAGUAGCCAGCAACUUUCACAAGCUACUAACCUGCCUUUGGUUCAGCCCAGUAGCCAACAACUACAAGAACAGGCCAGCUCUCAGUUUGUGGCCUGGCCAAGCAGCCACCUAGCACAAGCCAGCUACCAUUCAGUGGCCCAGCCUGCUGCUCAACAACCAGCACUAGCCAGCUACCCAUCUGUGGCUCGGCCCAGUGUCCAACCAGUACAAGCCACUUAUCUGCCUGUGGUUCGGCUUAGCAGCCAACAGGUUCAGGCCAGCCAUUCUGAUGCCCAGUCCAAUGGAAUGCAUCCAGAACAGAGCAGAUAUAUGUCUGAGGCACAGCCCAGUAGCCUGACUCUUUUCAAGCCCCCAAAAGGUAGGCUUCAAUUUGCUUCUAAACUCUUUUCUGGUACCAGGCCACUCCAGAAUCCAAGCUCUGUAGUUCAGUCAAGUAGCCAACCAACCGCACAAGCAAGCUACCAGUCAGUAGUCCAGCCUGCUGUCCAACAAUCAGCACAAUCCACUGAAUCGCCUGUGGUUCAGCCCAGCAGCCAACUCUUAGAACAGGCCAGCUCUCAGUCUGUUGCCCAGCAUAGCACCCAACUAGCACAACCCAGCUACCUGUCUGUGUUUCAGCCCAGUGUCCAACCAGAACAAGCCACUUAUCUGCCUGUGGUUCGGCUCAGCAGCCAACAAGUUCAGUCUAUUAAUUCUGUUGCCCAGUCCAGUGGAAUGCAACCAGCACAGGGGAGCUAUAUGUCUAUGGCACAGCCCAGUAUCCAACAAACACAAGCCAAAUUCCAAUCUGUGGCCCAGGCCAGCAGCCAGCAAUUCUCACAAGCCACUGACGUGCCUGUGGUUCAGCUCAGCAGCCAACAAGUUCAGGCAAGCCAUUCUGUUGCCCAGUCUAAUGGAAUGCAACCAGCACAAGGCAGCUAUAUGUCUGAGGCAGAGCCUCAAAAAGGUAGGCUUCAAUUUGUUUCUAAGCUCUUUUCUGGUACCAGGCCACUCCAGAAUCCAAGUUCUAGCGCUGUAGUUCAGUCAAGUAGCCAAAGAACAGCACAAGCCAGCUACCAGAAAGUAGUUCAGCCUGCUGUCCAACAACCAGCACAAGACACUGAUCUGCCUGUGGUUCAGCCAAGCAGCCAACUAAUAGAAAAGUCCAGCUCUCCAUCUGUUGACCAGCUCAGCACCCAACUAGCACAAGCCAGCUACCCAUCUGUUGCUCAGGCCAGUGUCCAAUCAGUACAAGCCACUGACCUGCCUGUGGUUCCACCCAGCAGCCAGCAACUAGAACAGGCCGGAUCUCAGUCUAUUACCCAGCCCAGUAGCCAACUAGCAGAAGCCGGCUACCAAUCUGUGGCUCUUCUCAGCAGACCACAAAUCACUCAAGCCAUUGACUUGUCAGUGUCCCAGCCCAACAGCCAACAACCAAUGCAAGGCAGUGACCAGUCUGUUGGCCAAAGCUCCAGCCAGCAACUAGUUCAGACCAGCCAAUCGGUUCAGUCCAGUGAACCACAACUAGCACAAGGCAGCUUUAUGUUUGUGGCACAACCCAGUAGGGUGACUCUAUUCAAGCCCCAAAAAGGUAGGCUUCAAUUUGGUUCCAAGCUUUUUUCUGGUACCAGGCCACUCCAGAAACCAAAUUAUAGCUCCGUAGUUCAGUCCAGUAGCCAACAACCAGCACAAGCCAACUUUCAGUCAGUGGCCCAGCCUGCUGUCCAGCAACCAGCACAAGCCAACUUUCAGUCAGUGGCCCAGCCUGCUGUCCAGCAACCAACACAAGCCAGCCACCCAUCUUUGGUUCAGCCCAGUGUCCAACAACCAGCACAUUCCAGAUGCAAGUCUGUAGUCCAGCACAGUGGAGAAACUGAUUGGAUGCCACUGCAGGCCCAAGGGGGCCAACUUUAUCAAGUUGGCUCCAAACUUUAUUUAUGCCAGGAGUAUGUAUUGCAGCCAAGUUGCCAGCAUGCAGCCCAACCAGGAUCGACUGAAUAUCAACCUCCAUCAAGACCAGCAUCUCAAUCCUUACUUCAGCACAUCAAAUAUGUUAAACAACCUAUUCACCAGGCCCCAGUGAAGCCUGAGCAGGACACCCAUUUGUUGGAGUCACCCAACAGCCAUAUCCCUCCUGGACCACUGCAGUCCACUUUCAGACUAGCACAACUGCCUGAACAGUCUAGCUACCAGCCUCCAGUUAUUCCAAGCCAACAGCCUCUUGCUAAGCACAGACUACCCAGUUAUGGUUCUGAAUCACAGCUCAGUGGACCGCAAUCUGGACCUCCGAGGCAAUUGCAACAGCCUGGCUACCAGCUUCUGGCCAUGCCUAGGCAAGAUGUAUACAAACCCUCAAGCAAUCUAGAACCAUCCACCUACCAGCCUCAGUUGUUGCCUAGCCACCAGUCACUAGCUCAGUCUGGCUACUAUUCCACAGUUUUGCCAGCACAAUCCCGAUACCAGGCACUGUCCAGUUCUGAGACUGUCUCUCAGUCUGGAUACCUUGUCUCCUCUAUGCCUUGGCAGUCCAGUUCCCAGCCUCAAAUGCUGCCUAGCCGCCAGUCACUAGCGCAGUCUGGCUACUUAUCCCCAGGCAUUCCAGUGCAAUCUCAGUACAAGCCCCAGGUACAGUCAAGUUACAAGACCGUAUCACAGCCUGGGUUCCAAACAUCUGUGCCUGGGCAGUCAAGUUACAAAUCUGUAUCCAGUUCCCAAGCCUUGGAGCAGCCCAGUAGUCACCAUUUCAAGCUAUGAGUCGGUAUCAGUCCAUGCAACCAGAACUUGCCUGUAACAAACCAGAAUGCUCCUGGAACAGCUAAAAGUAGCCAGCAUUCAUCCCAAAACAGAGUCUGGUUGUUCCAACAAGUGAAAUCAUAGCUGUUUACUUGCUUGAAGUUUUCUGGUUUUGAAUGCCUGUUUUUGAAAAUCUCAAUAAAAUGUAAUUUAGCAA